AUGAUACUCCUGAGGAGGGGUAUCAGGCCGUGGCGUCCGUGGCUGUUGACGACUCCCGGUACAGGGGGCUGUUCGUACACGCGACCGCCGAAGCCGCAGAUUUUGUGCAUGAAGCUGUGUGGAAAUGUGAACGCUCAUCUGUCACCUCUUUAUAGCACAGCGGUGCCCCCUGAUGAAAUCACAGUUCAUUAUAGAUGUGGCCUUCCCUUGAUAACACUUCCUUUACCAUCCAGAAAAGAGAGGUGUCAGUUCGUUAUCAAACCAAUGCUAUCAACAGUUGGUUCAUUCCUUCAGGAUAUACAGAAUGAAGAUAAAGGUGUCAGAACUGCAGCUAUCUUCACAACAGAUGGCAGUAAGAUUCCAGCUACAACCUUGAUGGGAAUUUUGCUAAUGCAUGAUUUUAAACUUGCCAUCAAUAAAGUAACAUACAAUGUAAAGUGCCCCAAGCAAGAAAAAAUGAGUAGCGAGCAUGCUACUGAGAUGGAAACCAUGAUGUCUUUGGUUCACAGACUGUUCACAGUCAUACAUUUUGAUGAGUAUCAGAAAAAGAAGGAGAACCACUUACUGGAGAAAAUUGACCACUUGAAAAAACAGCUGCAGCCCCUCGAACAGCUGAAAGCUAGAAUUGAAGUUCACUCUGAAGCUAGAAUCAGCAGACUCCUGUGGACUGGAUUGGCACUUCUGUCCAUUCAGGGAGGGGCAUUGGCAUGGUUCACUUGGUGGGUGUACUCCUGGGACAUCAUGGAACCUGUUACAUACUUCCUCACAGUUGCAAAUUCCAUGGUCUUUUUUGCAUACUUUCUCGUCACUCGACAGGAUUAUACUUACAAAGCUGUUAGUGGUAGGCAAUUUCUUCACUUCUUCUAUAAGAACUCAAAGCAAGAACAUUUUGAUGUGGAGCAAUACAACAAGUUAAAAAAUGAUCUUGAUGAGGCCAAAGAUGCCCUGAAACAUUUGCGCCAUAGUCUCUAUUUUCGAUUGCCCGUGGAGGAACUUGAUGACAAGAAUUAA
Molecule: messenger RNA, 1011 nt
Organism: Chrysochloris asiatica (Cape golden mole)
Lineage: Eukaryota; Metazoa; Chordata; Mammalia; Afrosoricida; Chrysochloridae
Gene: MCUB
Product: coiled-coil domain containing 109B
Exons: 8
Coding region: 1-1011 (336 amino acids)
Biological process (GO): mitochondrial calcium ion homeostasis; calcium import into the mitochondrion
Cellular component (GO): uniplex complex; mitochondrial inner membrane
Molecular function (GO): calcium channel inhibitor activity
Source: RefSeq, a predicted model, not a curated record